Bactrocera tryoni is the source of this 990-nucleotide messenger RNA. RefSeq names its product techylectin-5A-like. The transcript is spliced from 5 exons. The coding region runs from base 1 to 990 and encodes 329 amino acids. The record is from RefSeq and is a predicted model, not a curated record. NCBI's taxonomy places the organism in Eukaryota, Metazoa, Arthropoda, Insecta, Diptera, Tephritidae.
AUGGCGCAUCGUUUGCUAAUUUUAUCCAUUUUGUGUGGGCAACUUCUGUGUUCGGUGAUUUGUUCGACGCCCACCCGGAGUAGCGCCAAUGUUGCGCCAUUUCUCACCGAUCUCUGUCAGGAUAAGUUAUUGCGAAGCUUGGUCUACCAGGUGGAGCAGCUGAGCCUCAAUUUAGAUAACUAUCAACCAAGGGACUUAAUGGAAUUGAAAAAGCAGUUUGGUGAGAUAAAAACGCAAUUGGAAUUGUUUGAUUCGAAAAUUGCAGCGAAAUGCACUGACAAAAACUUGAAAGCAGCGCUUCCUGCAUUCAAGAAGGAACCCACUUCUUGUACCGAAGCAAUGCGUCAAGAAAACGGCCGAUAUGCCGAGAGUGGCGUCUAUCAACUUUAUCUGCCUCAAUUUCUCCAUCAGGCUUUCGAUGUUUAUUGCCUACGUGAUUCUGAUGGCGGCGAACCAUGGGCUAUAAUUCAACGUCGUCAAAGCAAUGCCACCGAUUUCUAUCGCGGCUGGUUUGAGUACGAACACGGUUUCGGCGAUUUUAAUACCAAUUUCUUUCUCGGCUUGAAUAAAAUACAUGCGUUGACACAUUCGCAAUCACAUGAGCUCUGGUUCGAAUUAGAGGACUUUGAAAAUGAGAAACGCUUUGCAAAAUAUGAAAGUUUUGCUAUAGGCAAUGCUCAGGAUAAAUAUGAGUUAAGCGUACUUGGACAAUAUUCAGGCACGGCCGGUGAUUCGUUCACUUAUCAUCGUGGCCAAAAGUUCACAACUAAAGAUAGUCAUAAUGACAUAAAUGAUGAGAAUUGUGCAGUGAAAUUUACGGGAGCUUGGUGGUAUCGGACUUGUCAUGCGAGCAAUCUGAACGGUCUUUAUUUAGGCGGUGAAGUUUCAGAAGAAGAGUACGGCAAAGGUGUGGUGUGGCAUGCCUGGCGUGGACAUUACUAUUCACUCAAACAUGUGCAAAUGGCUAUAAGACCAAAGUACUAUUACUGA